AUGAGCACAAACGAAAAGUUCAAGGAGAACAGGCGGCGGCGGCGUAGCAGCAGUCUGAUGUAUCAGGAGCCGCCGGAGAGUCUCGAACAGCAGAGUGACCAAGCUAUCCUGCCCAACUUGAACUCGCAGUGGGUCAACGCCAAAGGCGCAUGGAUGAUCCAUCCUAUUCUCAUCCUGCUGCUCAAGAUCGUCUAUGACAUCGUUCCCUCCAUCUCACAGGAGACGUCGUGGACGCUGGUCAACAUCACAUACAUGUUUGGGUCCUACCUCAUGUUUCAUUGGGUACGCGGCAUUCCUUUCGAGUUCAACGCCGGAGCGUACGACAAUCUCAACAUGUGGGAGCAAAUCGACAACGAAGAACAGUACACCCCCGCGAAGAAGUUCUUACUCGCCGUACCGAUAUGUUUGUUCUUGAUCAGCACGCACUACACUCAUUACGACCUGGCCUACUUCAUGAUCAACUUCAUAGCAACACUAGCCGUCGUGGUACCGAAAUUACCGGYGCUACACCGCAUGAGGUUAUCGUUUCUCAACACGGCACCGGAAGUGCAAGAACGAUAG
Molecule: messenger RNA, 561 nt
Organism: Ramularia collo-cygni
Lineage: Eukaryota; Fungi; Ascomycota; Dothideomycetes; Mycosphaerellales; Mycosphaerellaceae
Product: probable protein ORM1
Exons: 3
Coding region: 1-561 (186 amino acids)
Biological process (GO): intracellular sphingolipid homeostasis; ceramide metabolic process; negative regulation of ceramide biosynthetic process
Cellular component (GO): endoplasmic reticulum membrane
Source: RefSeq, a predicted model, not a curated record